AUGAAAAACGAGAAGGAUAUGUCUCUCAACAUCUACGGCGAGACUCUCUGUUUCAUCAUUGAGCGGUACGGUAAGAAGGGGCAUGUAGAUCAAGCCGUGGAGCUCUUCAACGGCGUCUCCAAGACUCUUGGAUGUCAACAAUGCGUUGAGGUUUACAACUCUUUGCUUCACGCGCUUUUGCGAGGUGAAGAUGUUCCAUGUUCCGGAGAAUGA
Eruca vesicaria subsp. sativa (arugula) is the source of this 213-nucleotide messenger RNA. NCBI's taxonomy places the organism in Eukaryota, Viridiplantae, Streptophyta, Magnoliopsida, Brassicales, Brassicaceae. The record is from the annotation of a GenBank genome assembly.